GAAAUCACAAAAGAGUUCCCCUACCGGGUCUGAAGUGGAGACACCCAUAAUGACAAGCCCCAAGGAAGACAUGGCCAUGGAUACCAGUGAUCUGACAAGUUCUGAGCUUGCUUUAGUCUCUGCUCAUGAGAAGGCUGGACUUGUGUCACAACUGGCUUGUCACUUUUGCGGACUGCAGUUUGAUGUAAAAAAGACUCGAACUCUGAGAGCACACAUUGAGGAAGUUCAUGUUUUAGGUGAUGCAGGUUAUAUGUGUGGCAUUUGUUGUGAAGAAUUUACAUCUCGUAAAGCAGUCGAGAAUCAUAUGAGCACGUUUCAUCGAGCCCCAAAACCUUUGGGUUGUGGUACAUGUGGUGAGACCUUCAGAGUGAGAAACUUGCUGCUGAAGCACAUUGACUCUCACACCAAGGGAGAAAUAGACAACAACAAAGUGGGAUUGUGUUAUUGUGGUGAAUGCUUCGAGUUUUUUGAUAGUGUUAUGUCUCUUCAGAUUCACAGCAUGACCCAUCGGGAGCAGCCUAUCUUUGUGUGUGGAGCAUGCGGUCUGCAAACUCAGCACCGUCACGUCAUGAUCAAACAUUUGGAGACGCAUGUUAUUUCGAACUUGCUCACUGCUUCUGAGAAAGAACAUUCCAUUCAUGAGCUGAGACCCACAGAAAUUGAUGCUGCUCUUAUUGAAGUAAGUUCCCCUUCAAAGAUACAGAACGGGGAGCCAGCUCAGAUUGUGAAUGAAGGGGAAGCCGUGAAGGGAGAAGAGGAGACUAGCUAUAAGUGUGGUGUCUGUUACGCUUCUUUUGUGAACCUGAAUGAUGCUCUAGGGCAUGCUGAGACUCACCAAGAGGAUGAGGAAUCUCAGAUGGUGAAAGAACUUGACUUCAAAGGCACUGUUGAACUUAAUGUUUUAAUGCCUGAGAGUGCUGAAAGUUCAGAAGAUGUUCAAACAGAAAACCAAGUAGAAGCUGAAAUUCAUGAACAGGUGUAAAGUGUAAAGUAGGCAUAUUGUGCUGUACUUUCAUUUUUUAAAAAUAAGACACAUGAGAGUAGGCCUACAGAUUAUGUAGGCUUCUGUUUGUGGAGAGAGAAACUUUGGAAAGAGAGCUGAAAUGGGAACCAGGGACUGUGAAUCUUUUAAAAUGAAGUCGUGGUAUUUUUUAGUCAUAUAUAUAUAUAUAUAUAGAGAGAGAGAGAGAGUCCUUUUUCUUUUUAAUAUAUAUGCUUAUUUACUGUUGUUAUGAGUAUGAGUAAUCAAGCUAAUAGUUAAUUGCUUUCAUACGUACUAGUUGGUACAGUCCAUGCCGGCUUUAAGCACGGUCAUCGGGAGAAAGCAUAAGCGUGCUUAAUGCCGAAGUGUGCUUGAGUGCGAAGUAGACAUUGUUCAUAAUCCAGAGAUUUUUAAGUUGAAAUUUGCCUGAGUUAUUACUCUUUGUUCGUAAGGAGUGGUCGCACAAAAGUGUUCACUGUCAUUUUUACCCGCCAUGGUAGUUCUUGAUUGAUUGUUUCGUUUUGUGGUCGAAUCAAAGUAAUGGAGUAUCUUUGGUCGAAUAGAAAAUGAAAACUUAAUUUAGACGGCCAGUCACAGUACAGCACUCUAGUCCUAGGCUUACACACUGCCUGUGCGUACCACUGCCCACUGUGCUACAUUCAUACCACCGCCUUCAUCCCACCUCGCGCAUGAUACAUAAUCAGAAUUAUCGGAUGGCGAGGGGCAAAGGGGAAAUCGCAGCCAGCCUCCCUUUCUCGUAACCACGACUCUGUAUUUUUUCGUCUGUGUGUAGCUUUGCCCUAGGCUAGAUACUAUGUCCGCGCGCGCAGCUGUGUGCAUCUAUAUUGUCUUCCUCUCUGCGUGUGUGUGUCUCCAUCACUUGCGUUUUUCAUGUUUCUCUUAACACACUCCACUGCUGCA
Molecule: messenger RNA, 1903 nt
Organism: Aplysia californica (California sea hare)
Lineage: Eukaryota; Metazoa; Mollusca; Gastropoda; Aplysiida; Aplysiidae
Product: zinc finger protein 133
Exons: 2
Coding region: 50-982 (310 amino acids)
Cellular component (GO): nucleus
Source: RefSeq, a predicted model, not a curated record